CUCUUCCUCUAUCUAAUCAGAUAGCCGCCAUUUUUUUAAGCGCAGACAGAGAAACAAGGAGCAGUAAUACGGUGCCGUUUCGCAUCUAAGGACAUCCAAAGUUAGACAAUGGCUCAAGUAACAAUGGAUCCUUCUAAAAAAGUUGAUGACAAUGUUGCUUCCUCUACUUACAAAUCUCAAAAUUCAGCGUCAUCAUUCAAAAGGUUGGGCAGGAAAUCGCCAUUCACUAGAUAUGGACUUCCUAUGAUCUCACUAAUGGUGCUUGGGUCUUUUGGCCUUGGCCAUCUUCUGCAAGGCAGCAAGGAUAUUGCUAAAGUGAAGGAUGAUCGUGAGUGGGAGAUCAUUGAGACAAGAAAAGCACUUUCGAAGGAAGGGCCUGUCAAUGCAUAUAACCCCAAAAAGAUAAAUUUGGAGGAUGAGUUGAAGGCUCUGCAAGAGAAGGUUGAUAUAAACACUUACGAAUACAAGAGAAUUCCUAAGCCCAAUGAGGGCAAAUGAAAAGGCAGCAUUUUUCUGAGGCCUUGACCAUCAGAGUUGAUAGCUUGGAGUGCCUCAUGCCGUCCGGUUUCAGACAUCCUUCGAAGGGGGAAAAGACGGCGUGCUGGUGAAGAAAAGGCAAUGACUGCGAGCCCAAACAUAUUGAGCACAUCUUCUGAAAUUUGAACCCAAACAAAUCAAUUUACAAAGUGCCAAAAAUUCUACAUUCUAUUUCUAGAUGUGCUAUUGAACACUUUGAUAUGCCAAUGCUUUAAUUCAAAGAUCAGAAAAAGUAGCUGUUACAGCA
Ipomoea nil (Japanese morning glory) is the source of this 784-nucleotide messenger RNA. RefSeq names its product cytochrome c oxidase assembly protein COX16 homolog, mitochondrial-like. The transcript has 5 exons. Gene Ontology annotation, cellular component: mitochondrial membrane. The record is from RefSeq and is a predicted model, not a curated record. The coding region runs from base 109 to 498 and encodes 129 amino acids. NCBI's taxonomy places the organism in Eukaryota, Viridiplantae, Streptophyta, Magnoliopsida, Solanales, Convolvulaceae.